This is a messenger RNA of Melopsittacus undulatus (budgerigar), 3508 nucleotides long. RefSeq names its product cytoskeleton associated protein 4 (gene CKAP4). The transcript has 2 exons. Bases 62 to 1744 code for a protein of 560 amino acids. NCBI's taxonomy places the organism in Eukaryota, Metazoa, Chordata, Aves, Psittaciformes, Psittaculidae. Gene Ontology annotation, cellular component: rough endoplasmic reticulum. The record is from RefSeq and is a predicted model, not a curated record.
CCAUCCCUCCCGCCCUUUCCCUCUGCUCCCGCUCCGCGUACGACGGUGACGGCAUCUUGCCAUGUCGGCCGCCAAGCACCGGGGCGCUAAGGGAGGAAGCCCACCCUCCGCCGCCAACGACAAGAGCGCGCAGCCCGGAGGCGCCGAGGAGCCGGCAGCGAAGAAACAGCCGGCGGCAUCGCACGGCCGGGGCGGCAGGGCCGCCGGGGGGGGCGGAGGGAGCCGCUCCGGCGCUGGCCCCCGCCGCGGCUGGGCGCUGCUGCUGGGCGCCGCGGUGGUGCUGGGCGCCGCGCUGCCCGCCGGCUGGUACGUGCGGCAGCUGCGGGAGGAGGUCGGGAGGAGCGCCCGGGAGCGGGAGGCCUCCGGCCGGCAGCGGCAGGAGCUGGCCGCCACCCUGGACGCCGUGGUGCAGAAGGUGCGUUCCCUUCAAGCCACAUUUGGAGAAUUUGAGUCCAUGAUGAAAAUAGCUCAGCAGAAGCAGGAGGUGACUGAGAAGGCUGUUAAACAAGGGGAGAGUGAAAUAAACCGCAUCAGUGAGGUGCUGCAGAAGCUGCAAAAUGAAAUAUUGAAAGACUUGUCUGAUGGCAUCCAUAUGGUGAAGGAUGCAAGGGAACGAGACUUCACAUCUCUGGAAAACACAGUUGAAGAGAGACUAACAGAGCUAACCAAGUCUAUAAAUGAUAACAUUGCUAUAUUCACCAAAGUCCAGCAAAGGAGCCAAGAUGAAAUCAACAAUAUGAAAGCAAAGGUUGAUUCAUUAGAGGAGGCAGAUGUGUAUAAACAUGAAAUUAAGGUGCUAAAAGAUGCUUUUGAUGAGAUACAAGCAUCCAUGAAAACCAAAGAAAAGGACAUAGAGUCCUUGAAGAGUACAAUAGACUCCAUGGAGUCGGAUGUGUAUACUGAAGUGAAAGAGCUAGUCAACCUCAAACAAGAACAUGAGAAAUUCAAAGAGGCUGCAGACACUGAACACCUUUCAUUAAAAGCUUUACAGGAGAAAGUUCUGAGAGCUGAGGAUUCUAUUAUGCAUCUCCCUAGUGACAUUAAAAGACUUGAUGAAGAUUUGCUGCAAGUUAAAGCUGACCUCAACAAAUGGGAAGAAAAUGAGCUCUUCAGAAAAGCAUUAGAAACUUUUGGGAAGAACAGUGAAGGACUGGAGUCUCGAUUGAGGCACAUAGAAGACAGCCUGGAGUCUCUAACUUCUGCUGCUGUUCAAAACAGUGAAAACUUGCGAUCCUUUAUUUCUAAGGAGGCAGAAUAUAAGAAUAAGCUCAGUAGCCUAGAACAAAGCAUUGCUGCUCUUCAGGGAAUCUCAGACAUGGACUUAACUUCAGUCACAGAUGUCCUGAGAAAUCUUGGUGAAUCACAGACCUCGCUGUACAAUGACGUGGAGAACUUGAGGAGAAGCAUCAGUGAACUGCCAUCCUCCAGUGCUCUUCAGGAUGUCCAGAAGCAAAUCAGUACUUUGUUGGAUCAAGGGAAUCUCCAGGGUGAAGCAGAGUCUCAAGGCUAUCUUGAAAAGUUUUCUUCUGUGGAAGGCUCUGUAGAUGAACUGAGAUCCUCUGUCAGCCAGGUUGAUUCCGAUUUGAAAAUGAUAAGAACUGCAGUGGAUAGUUUAGUCUCCUACUCGGUGAAAAUUGAAAAUAAUGAGAACAACUUGGAGUCUGUGAAGAGCUCAAUAGAUGACCUGAGGAAUGACCUGGAAAGGUUGUUUGUGAAAGUAGAAAAAAUCCAUGAAAAAGUUUAGGCAGCGAUGCUCCUUGUGCAGAUAAUGGAUUAAGGAAAAUAGCUUUUGUAUGCCCAGUUUUUUACUCUUUUUAAAAGCAAUUUGAUACCUCCAAAGAGAAUAAGAAUACUUUAAUAAUAGAGACGGUUCUGCUUAUUUCCUUUAUUUCUCUCUUGUGUAGUGUUUUUGGUUGUUGUUGGUUUGGUUUUUUUUUCUAAUUUCCAGAAAACAAGAGUUUAGUGGGGGGUUGAGUUUCUAAGGGCUCAUCUCUAUCAAUCAGUGCAGCUGUAAGCUGCAGUAAGCUGCACUAAGCUGCAGCUGUAGUGGUGUAACUGAGGCACCACAGCCUCUUUAGCAUGUGCGUAUUUAAUGGCACAAAGGUAUUUCACCAGCGUGGGCGUAUUUCAUGGCAUGAAGGUAUUUCACACUAUGACACUAGAUACCCCACACAGAAAAGCUACAACUUUUGGUAUGAAAAGCAUACUUCUGUACGCACUGGGACUUUUACUGGUAUAUUUUGGUUUAAGAAACACAUGAACAAAACUACAUCCCUAUAUUAAGCUGUUUAGAGCAGUAAACCUGAAGUGUGGACCAGGUUUGAAGCAACUUACCUGUUUCUACAGUUUGGGAUUCAGCCUUGUGGUCAGUUUACCAGGUGUCAGCUGAGCUACAGUAUAUAUCUGUGAGUCUUUAUACCAAGGAGUUAACAAGGAGCCCCCUCAACUCGAAGGUUUGAGCUAAGUGGCAUCAUUUGGGACCAAGACCUAAGAGUGGUGUUCCAUCACAUGGCUGGAGAGAUUAAUUCUCUGUGAUCACAGGCUUCUUUGGAGCAUCUUCAGCUGCUGGUGCAGAUCCAUGCUUAGAAGGGUCAUCUGAAGGGUGAGAUAACUUUCAAGAGGGUACAGUAAUAUUUUUGUGCUAUUUUUAGAGUGUUUCCACAAUGAGAAUGUGUCUCUUCUGGAAAGGCCUAGUACAGGGUAAUACAGGGUUUUCUCUAAAAGCUAUCACAAAUUUGAACAAGGAAAGAGAAGGACCAAAUGCACCUUGUGUUAACGAUAAUAGUAUGCUCCAAAACACACAAAGGCAAAGGACAUAUACAUUUCCAGGUUUUCACACAGCUGACAGUAACCUGAACUCUUGUUAUGUAUUCAGGACUUGGUGCCUGAUUGUCACCAUUGUUGUCCCCAGGUGUCUGCCUUCAGCACUGGUAGCAAAGGAUCCUUCUAGGAACUGGCUGAGAGUGAGAAAAAAGUGUUGUAAUUCUCUAGAUGCUCAUUUAAAACCCAGUUUUUCAUCACGCGUUCCUGGGUUUCUCUCUUUCUGGAAAGGAGUUCCAAUACCCCUUCUUUUUUUAAGUUUACUUUUGAACUUUAUCCAAAGAUUUGGUAAAGGACUCUGCACACAGAUAUCUUGGAAAUACAUUGUGGGCAUCAUCCCACCUCAGCCUGCACUAGCCAGAUCCGUGACUAUGUUGGAAGAAUUCCUUGAAACAGCACCUUCCAGAAGUGGUGUGCUUAUGGGAACAGCACAGGUGAAAAGGAGUUCUCCUAGGUAAAUAAAAUAUUGAACCAUAUCCGGAGUUGUUCCAACUGUAAACAGGAAGGAAUUGCUGGCAGAGAAAGAGGGAGCCAUGACAUUAAGGUAAUUUGUCAUUGUUGGAACUGCACUGUUCAUUGUUGACUUCUGAAGUUCUUGAACAAUGUUGUUCAGGUUACUGUGAAAUGAACUGUAUGGCUUAUUUGCGGUAUUUUUAAUACAUAAUAAACAUUUGGAAUAUUCUUUGCA